Charadrius vociferus (killdeer) is the source of this 2445-nucleotide messenger RNA. Its product is annotated as lethal(3)malignant brain tumor-like protein 3. The record is from RefSeq and is a predicted model, not a curated record. Gene Ontology annotation, molecular function: zinc ion binding; protein binding. Lineage: Eukaryota; Metazoa; Chordata; Aves; Charadriiformes; Charadriidae. Gene Ontology annotation, cellular component: nucleus. Bases 1 to 2025 code for a protein of 674 amino acids. Gene Ontology annotation, biological process: regulation of DNA-templated transcription. The transcript is spliced from 19 exons.
AUGGAUUGCUCUGAGAAUGGAAAGUUUUACACUCAAACAGGCUCCCAGCAGCACAGGGACAGCAGUGGCUGUCAGGUGAAUGAGGCUGACAGACCUGUCAAACGUCUCAGAAGGAAGAGAAGACUGCUUCUGGAGUCUGACGAUGAUGAUGAAAAUGCAGAUGAGGAUGAGGAGAAGAAUAAAUCAAAUAAUAUGAAAAGCCGCAGAAACACUAAACCAAUAAAACAAGUUGUUCCUGGAAAGAAGAAGGGAUGGAACUGGGUUUCCUACUUAGAAGAGGAACGGAUGCCAGCUGCUCCCCUAAAACUGUUCAGAGAGUAUCAGUCAUUCCCACAAGGCCGAAAUGGAUUUAAAGUUGGAAUGAAAUUGGAAGGGCUGGAUCCUGAACACCCCUCUCGAUUUUGUGUUCUCACAGUGGCUGAGGUACAAGGGUACAGAAUGCGAUUACACUUUGAUGGUUAUCCAGAGUGCUAUGACUUCUGGGUUAAUGCUGAUUCCUCAGACAUCCAUCCUGUUGGCUGGUGUGAAAAAACAAGUCAUAAGCUGCUCCCUCCUAAAGGUUUCAAGGAGGGAGAAUUUAAUUGGACUUCCUACUUGAAGAAUUGCAAAGCUCAAGCAGCUCCAAAAAGCCUUUUUAAGACCCUCGGCACUCCUGUCACACCCUCUGGUUUUCGUCUGGGAAUGAAACUAGAGGCAGUGGACAAGAAGAAUCCAUCUCUGAUGUGUGUCGCAACCAUCAUGGACAUGGUGGAUAACCGCCUGCUAAUUCAUUUUGAUAACUGGGAUGAGAGUUAUGACUACUGGUGUGAAGCUAGCAGCCCGUAUAUUCGUCCUGUUGGCUACUGCCAAGAAACUGGAACCCCACUGACAACACCACCUGGAUACAAGGAUUCCAAAGCUUUCUCAUGGGAGAAAUACUUGGAAGAAACUAAUUCCCAGGCAGCGCCAGCAAGAGCAUUCAAACUGCGCCCUGCUCACGGAUUCCAAGUUAAUAUGAAGUUAGAGGCUGUGGACAGAAGAAAUCCCAUCUUGAUAAGAGUGGCAACAAUAGUUGACAAAGACGACCAUCGCAUUAAGAUACAUUUUGAUGGUUGGGACCGUAACUAUGAUUUCUGGGUCGAUGCAGACAGCCCUGAUGUUCAUCCAGUAGGCUGGUGUGCAAAAACUGGACAUGCUUUGCAAGUCCCUCUAGGUGCUGUUGAUCGAGUGGGGACAGUGGGACAAACGUGUCCUACUCCAGGCUGCCACGGUAUCGGUCAUGUCAGGGGACCACGAUAUGGAACACAUUAUACGUUAGUUGGCUGCCCAUAUUCUGAUGUGAACCUCAACAGAGAAAACUUGUUACAGGACCGCCUGAGCGGGGAGAGACCUUCCCCUAGCAAUAGCAUGCAGAAAGCCAAGAAACUGGAGACUCCUGCUCCAUUUCUGUUAGGAACGGGAGACUCUUCUCAGGAGGACUCUCCACAAUCCAGAAAAUCUGCACAAGACAGUGAAAAGUCGUGUCAAAGCAGUGUUCACAGUCUGUCGGAACAGUCUGAAAACAAUCAAGAGAGAGACUGGGUAGAAGAGGAUUCCUCUGCAGACAUCAAAGCCAAACCAAAACAGCUUGGAUGCUCACAUGCCUAUAUAAAGUUCCAGCUGGUGAAGCAGGAAAGCAAUGGGAAAGACCCUGAUUUGGAUCUCCAGCAGGCCCUCCACCAGUCCAUCUUCAUGCCUUCCCUGGCCUCUAACCCGACCCACCGCCUCCAUCUCUGCUGGGAGCAGCACUGCAAGCUCUUGCCAGAGGUCUCGGGCCUCACGGCCAAACACGUGGCCAAAUGGACUGUGGAAGAGGUGGUAAGCUUUAUCCAGCGUUUACCUGGUUGCAAAGAACAAGCAUCUGUGUUCAGGGAAGAGCAGAUAGAUGGUGAGGCCUUCCUGCUCCUGAACCAGAGCGACAUAGUUAAAAUACUCAGUAUCAAGCUGGGUCCUGCCCUGAAGAUCUACAACGCCAUUCUCAUGUUCAAGUCUGCGGAAGACAACUGAGAAGAGGCCAUUGGCAGAGCCCACGAGGAAUUGACAGGGAACAGAUCCUCGACUGAGAGCAUUACAACAUGCCAAACAGGCAGAUUAGGACUCAGAUGUAUUUUAAGUAGAAUUAUUAAAAAUAUUUUGAGGACAUAAAAAUCCUGCCACAGUCUGGAAUAUGGGGCAGCUUCACUUCCAAGAAGAGGAUAUUAUUAUAUUUUGUAAUUGAAUUUGGUUUUGAUAUAUCAAUCUCUUUUUGAGAUCUAGAAGAAACCUCCGGUUAUAAGGGGAAUCCAGGGUAACAUCGGUGGAGCUGCAAUAGCAAGAAGAAAGCUAUGAGUGAAAUGACUGCUGUGUCCAAUGAUAGUGCCUGAAAGAGAGACUGAGUUAUCACCAGCAUGUUUAAUGUAUUCUGUGUGUAUAAAAACUGAGAAAGGA